UUGUCUUUUCUUAUCUACAUAUUCUUAACUCCGUUUUUUGGUCAAAUCAUAAUUGGCCUCUCUGUUUUCUUGUUUGAUUUUUCUGUGCAACACUUCUUGAUACAAACAGCCACCAACUCUUCUCAUCCGCAUAUAAGGAAAUAAUUUGAGCAAAAUGACAAGUAAUACGGAGAGUUAUUCACGAGAAGAAAUUGUAACUGACAUUCUAUCGAGAUUACCUGUGAAAUCACUGUUGCGAUUCAAAUGUGUUAGUAAAAGUUGGUGUGAUCUCGUCAAAAGCUCAAGUUUUAUCAGAAAGCACUGCGAUAGCCCAAGUAAUCAUACCCGUCCAGUGGUUUGCAAGUUCGGUGUUGACUACAAUCAUGAUCCCGAACCUCUACGGGCUUUUAAUUUUUUCGUGCUACCUGAGAAAAUGUACGCAGGAUGUGUCCCUAUACAUCAGAGGCUUUAUCGUUGCGAAGGCGUAACUGAUUUCAGAAGUAUUUCUGGUCCAGUUGAUGGGUUGUUCGUAUUAGAGAAAGGACAUUAUCUAGAAAAUGUUCGGUUUGCUUGGUGGAAUCCUGCAACCAAAGAGUGCAGGCUUAUUCCCAAGUUUAAUUUUGAGCUUCUAAAUUCUUUCGACGAUCACAGCCGUACAGUGGGAUUAGGAUUAGACCUAGUGAAUCAAGACUAUAAACUUAUAUGGAUGCGAGUAUUUUACGAUGAUGAAAAAAACGAUGUUUAUCCUAAGGUGUUUACUGCUGUCUAUUCAUUGAACAACGACUCGUGGAAGUUGAUAGAGCCUGAUUUACCUCACGACACUCACUUAUGUGUGUCGCUUGAUUGUACUUAUUUGAACGGACUUUAUUAUUGGAUGUCCCUUAGCAAGGAGAACAUUUGUUAUCACCUUAAUAGCAUUGCCACAGAUGGAUGAAGCUACUCUAUUUUGUACAGUUUGUUAUAACUAAGUUCAGCACUGACUUGUGUGUUGCUUCUUGAAUUGCAAUCAUUUCCACAAUAAAGAGUGCUGAAAACAUACUGUAGCCAAUAGCUUGCUAAAUGGUUAAAUUUGAUGUAAUGAGUUUGUGUUAGGUUUCGUGAAAGGGCGUAAAUGGGAAAUGGAAGAGGCACCUUUUGAAUUGCGCCCCUUCACCUCACCUUUUCAUUGUCUAUAAAUUUAAAGGCUUAGCCUCAUUUUUCACACAUGAAAAGUCUGAAAAUUUCUCCUUUCUUCUCUACAUUGUUGCAUUAGUUUUUCAA
Messenger RNA from Nicotiana tabacum (common tobacco), 1239 nucleotides. NCBI's taxonomy places the organism in Eukaryota, Viridiplantae, Streptophyta, Magnoliopsida, Solanales, Solanaceae. The record is from RefSeq and is a predicted model, not a curated record.